CAUAUAUGCGUUUCCCUUCAUCACUCUCUUCACACUCAACACAACUAGUCAAAAAAAGAACAAGAAUGAAGGUUUUUGCUUUUGUGUUAAUCUUUUGUGUUUCGUUCAUCUCAACUACCACAAGUUUCGAAGCAAAACAACAGGACCCGGAGCUGCCGCAAUGCCUCCACCUCUGCAAACAGCAGCAAGCUUAUAGCGAGACGGAAAAGCGUGAGUGCCGAGAGAUGUGCAAGAAGUACAUCGAGGAGAAGCACCAGCGUCAGCGGCUCGGUGAAGUCGAGAGAGAAAGUGGUGACGAGAAUCCGUAUGUUUUCGAGGAGAAACAUUUUAGUACGGUGAUGAAGAGUGAUCAUGGUGAAGUUCAGAUUCUUCAAAGGUUCAAUCACUCGCUUCUGAAAGGGAUUGAGAACUUUCGGUUGUCUGUGCUUGUGGGAAAUCCUCGAGCCUUCUUUUCUCCUGCUCACUGGGAUGCUGAGACUGUCAUCUUUGUUGCUCAAGGGAAGGGGAGCAUUAGUUUGGUACGUCCUGAGAAGAGGGAGAGCAUAAAUAUAAAAUGCGGGGACAUACUGCAUAUUCCUUCCGGAACAACUGUGUACCUCAUCAACAGGGACGACAAUGAAAAGCUAAUUAUAAUCAAGCUGCUGCACCCUGUUUCCACACCUGGCGUGGUAGAGACAUUUUUCGGGGUGGGGAAAGAGUCCUUUUUCAAGGCAUUCAGUGGGGAACUACUUGAAGCGGCUUUCAAAACGCAGUGCUCUAGGGUGGAGAAAAUGUUUGAAGGAGCGGGAGAUUCGAUACUUGAAGCUUCUGAAGAGCAAAUCAGGGCUCUGAGCCAUCACGAAGAAGGGGGGAUCUGGCCUUUUAGCGAGUCCAAAGGGACCAUAAACCUUUUCGAGCAGAAGCCUCUGAAAUCGAAUGACUAUGGAGAACUUCGUGAGGUAUCUCCUAAAGAACACAGGCAGCUUCAAGACAUCAACAUUGCACUCGCAUUCAUCAACGUUACGAAGGGAGGAAUGGAAAACCCAUUCUACAAUUCCAAGUCAAUAAACAUAGGGGUUGUGAACAGAGGAGCAGGUUACCUUGAGAUGGCAUGCCCUCACUUAUCCUCCCAUUCCUCCUCGGGUGGCGCCCCUAUUAGCUACCGUAAGGUGAAUGCCCAUGUAAAACAGGGAACUGUCUACAUUGUACCCCCUGAUCACCCUGUUAUAAUUGUGGCAUCCAAGGACCAAAACCUCGAGCUCGUUGUCUUUCAGAUCAAUGCCAGAGACAAUAAGAGGUUCUCUCUCGCAGGGAAAAACAACAUAUGGAAGCAACUAGAGAAGGAAGCCAAGGAGCUCGCCUUCGGUCGACCAUCGAGAGAGGUGGAUCAAGUGGCUGGGAAAGAAGAUGAAGAUUGGUUCAUGAAAGGUCCUUCACAAAUUCCCCAGGAUGGUGCCUAUAUACGAAUGAGGACUGAAUGAGUGGCUGGAGAACUGGAUCUGUUGUAUAUAUCAGGAGGGAGUCGCGGAGCAGCGGGAAGUUUGAAUGUGAGGUGAGUGUGUGUGUGUAAAGUAAUCAGUAAUCAAGAGUGUAUGGUUGAGCAGUGAGAUGGAUCACGUAUCAGUGUAUCUGUUUCACGAAGCUGCUGAUGUUUAACAUAAAUAAAAUCGCCUCCUUUUCCACUGCA
This is a messenger RNA of Daucus carota subsp. sativus, 1666 nucleotides long. Its product is annotated as vicilin Cor a 11.0101. NCBI's taxonomy places the organism in Eukaryota, Viridiplantae, Streptophyta, Magnoliopsida, Apiales, Apiaceae. The transcript has 6 exons. The coding region runs from base 6 to 1460 and encodes 484 amino acids. The record is from RefSeq and is a predicted model, not a curated record.